Molecule: messenger RNA, 2849 nt
Organism: Eucalyptus grandis
Lineage: Eukaryota; Viridiplantae; Streptophyta; Magnoliopsida; Myrtales; Myrtaceae
Product: C2 domain-containing protein At1g53590
Exons: 13
Coding region: 299-2632 (777 amino acids)
Molecular function (GO): lipid binding
Source: RefSeq, a predicted model, not a curated record
UGUGCGGAGUUUAUUUCGGUAACUCCAGUUGAUAUUUCCACAAAUGCCCACUGCCCAUGUCUGCAAUUCGCUCUCCGGUUCGAUGGGCAGAAUAAAGGCGAGUCCUUGAUUUCGUUUCGCACCCGCUGUUUGACUCGAUGAUGAUGAUAGAGAGAGCCCGUGCAUAGUUGUUGUCCGAGGGUGUAUUCUUAAGGAAAGUUCCAUAAGGGUCCAUCUCUGUGGACAGAAUCAAGUGGUGUUUGGUAUUGAGGAUUUGGAUUUGGAUUUGGUGUGGUGAGAUUGAAGAAGAAGAAGAAGAAUGGUGGAUGUAACACAGGCUUCAAUGAUGCACCAUGUGUGCAUUGUGCUGUUUGCUCUUUGGUUGCUUUCCAAAUUCGAUUGGUGCACGCCACUCGCCUACUUUGUCUCCUUCAUCUAUCUCUACCUGGUGCACGAGCAUUUCAUCAUUAGGUUGCAAAAGAAAAUGCAAUUUGAGGAAAAGAGACAAUCGAGCCAGAGAAGGGUUCUUACUGAUUCUGAGACAGUUAGGUGGUUGAACUAUGCUGUGGAGAAGAUGUGGCCUGUCUGCAUGGAGCAAAUUACAUCACAGAAGAUUCUCCUUCCUAUCAUACCUUGGUUCUUGGAGAAGUACAAACCGUGGACUGCUAAGAAAGCCUCAGUCCAGCAUUUGUACAUGGGAAGGAACCCACCUAUAUUUACAGACAUGCGGGUUCUUCGUGAAAGCUCGGAAGCUGAUCACUUGGUUUUAGAAUUGGGAAUGAAUUUUCUCACUGCAGAUGAUAUGAAUGCGAUACUUGAUGUUCAACUGCGGAAAAGGUUGGGUGGAGUGAAGGCAAAGUUGCAUCUGACCAGCAUGCAUGUGGAAGGAAAGGUCUUGAUUGGAAUAAAAUUUAUCCCUAGAUGGCCUUUUCUUGGUCGUCUAAGGGUGUGCUUUGCUGAGCCACCAUAUUUCCAAAUGACAGUGAAGCCUCUAUUUACCCAUGGGAUUGAUGUGACGGAACUUCCUGGUAUAGAUGGAUGGCUAGAUAAUCUUCUAUGUGUUGCAUUUGAGGAGACCCUUGUUGAGCCCAAUAUGCUAGUUGUUGAUGUAGAGAAAUUUGCUGGUCCUCCUUCACAAGAGAGUUGGUUCUCCAUAGACGUGAAGGAACCCGUUGCUCAUGCCAAAGUAGAAGUCAUUGAAGGAUCUGAAAUGAAACCGUCGGAUAUGAAUGGUUUGGCUGAUCCAUAUGUGAAAGGGCAGAUGGGACCUUACAGAUUCAAGACUAAGAUACGGAGAAAGACAUUGGCUCCGAAAUGGCUAGAGGAUUUCAGGAUUCCUAUCAUAACGUGGGAGUCACCUAAUAUUUUGAAUUUUGAAGUUCGUGACAAAGACCCUAUUUUUGAUGAUGCCCUCGGAAUUUGUUCUAUAAAUAUUAAUGAUCUCAGAGAUGGACAGAGACACGAUACAUGGCUGCCUCUAGAGAAUAUUAAAAUGGGAAGGCUGCAUGUGGCAAUAACUAUUCUCGAAGGCAAUGGAAAGGAGGAUGGGCAUCAACCCAACGGUGAACAAUCAACUAAGGAGACAAAAAGAGACUCUUUUGCAACUGAUGCAACAAACAAAGAUUCCUUCUCAUCUGUGUCAUCAGAGAAAUCUUCAAAAGUGGUUGACAAAUUUGAACCUAUAGACGUUGAUGGGCAGAAAGAUACUGCACUGUGGAUUCAACAACCAGGAAGUGAAGUUCUACAAACGUGGGAACCCAGAAAAGGGAAAAGUAGGCGUGUCGACACUGAGAUUCAAAGGGAGCCAAAUGAUGCCUCCGGCUGCAUCAGUCCAAACACAGAUAUAUCGGUUUCAAAUGGUGAUGGGAUCAUUAAUGAAAAUGUGGAUGAUAAGCAAUCAUCCAACCCAAUCCAGCGGGGUCUACGCAAGAUUGGUUCACUGUUUCAUAGAAAUUCAAAAGUGGAACAUCAGAAUAGCAUGUCUCGAGAAAUUCUUCCAUCUCCACAUGCUAAUCUUAGGUCGAUCAACUCGAAGAAGAAAGCGGUAAAAGUUAUUGUUGAACAAGACGCCAUCGCUAGGCCUGCUUCUGCUAGGGCUACACAGGAAGGGGUCACAAAUUCUGAUGGGAGCGGCUGUGAAAGUCCGAGCAGAGGACAUCAUAAGAGAAACAAAGCCAAGGAAAUUUGGAAGCAAGCAGAAAAAUCGGCUCACACUGUCAAGCAUGCACUUUCAAAGAAGGGUUCAAAUAAAUUUAAAGGCGAUUCACCACCAGCUGUGGCGGCAGGAAGUGGAUCUUCACAAUCUGAUUCUUCCGAAGAUGACUCACUCUCGUCAUCACUUAACCCUUCAAUGGAUGGAACAAUUCGAAUUGAGUCCCAACCAAUAUGUCUUGGUGAUAGCUCAAAUGAGAACAGAAUUUCGGCAGAUACAAGUGAGAACAGAAUUUUGGCAGAUACAAGUGAUCAAACAGUGGAUGUGAGGAAUCUUUCAGAGGAUACAAAUGUCCAAGGUUCGGGGAGAACAGAAGGUGAGGAGACCACGAGCUUAAACGGGUCUAUUGAGGGUAAAUUGGUCGAGGUUGAGCCCGAAGCAGUCAUUUCAGUUCCACUUCCAGAAGAUAAAGUUUUGAGCUUGGAUGAACAUAAAGGAUAAGCUGUUGGAACUUGCCUGCUCCAGUUUAGAACACUCUUUUUUGUUUCCUUUUCUUCCCUUUUAUUCUGUACAGGCACAAAAGUAGUGACUAGGUUGUGGAUGGCAAAAAUCAGCGGCACCGUAUGAGGCCAAUGUCCUUUUACUAGGUGGUCUAUAUAGCAUGUGAAUUUGUAAAGGAUUUUGGUUAAAGAAUUCAUUUGGAUAUUUAGCGCUUCAA